AUGUGUCGCUCCUUGGUCGCAGCCUGGCUUGUUUCGACGUACGUUGCCUCUACCUUCAGCCUGCCCCUCCCUUUACUCGCCGCCUCCCAUGGUCUUUCCCCGCUCUCGGAACUCUUCCGGCAUCCGAACCCGGGGCCCGAAGACUCUGGCAAGACCCAUGAUCUGGAGCGGAGAGGAUUAGCGCGGUUUGACGGAGAGGUCGCUCAAGGGCAGGAAGAUGGAGUCCCCAAAGUCAGAACUACCUCUUCCUCUGCGGCGUUCAUCGACACACCCCUUGAGCUCUCCACCCGGGCUCGCCUGUCUUUACCGCUCUCCUUUUCAAUAUUUCUCGACAACCCUUCACAUGAAACCCAUGCGUAUCAUGUGCAAGGAGAUUCAUUCGUUGCUGUCGCACAGCGAUUCCCAGCACGUACAUUAAGCCCUAUUCGAACAGUAGACAUCCACGCGCAGGUCACCGCGCUCUCGACCGACACUCAAGCCCUCGUGUCUUCUAGAGCACAGCACGCUUCCGGGAACGUCCGUCGUGAUGGAAGCGACGAUAGCCAACCAAAGACUGUGUCCACGGGGCCGUACUGGGCGGCACUAUUCCAACCGAGGGGUCGCAAAGGACCCCGGGACGACAACCAGAGCGAGAUCAUCGAGUAUUUGGACUCACCCCGAGAAGCGCCUGGUCGCCUCUACCCUUACUACUACUCCAAAGACGCCAGCACCUUUCACGAAGAUCACGAAGCCUCAAUGCCUUCCUCUGCCACAUAUCCUAUUUCCGCUCCCCCCAGCCCCAGUCCUUCAAUCACCCCGCCUCCCCCCGCCAUCGUGCACCAGCACCACUGCCUCGUCCGCGACAAGCUCCCCUCCACGGACAGCACGCCCACCUCCUCCACCCGCUUCAACUCCACCCCCCACUCCCGCUCCAACUCCCGCCCCACGAUCGCCCGCACUGCCACCCUCCCUCCUCCCCUCCUCCUCCUCCCGACCGACCCGCGGCGCCCCCUGUCGGCGGCGUCGGACACCGCGAUGCACCCGCUCUCCGCCGUCACCGCCGCGCACCCGAAGAUGCACCGCGGCCCCGCGCGCCUCGUCGCCGUCAACGCGACCGCGGCGGACAUCAUCAGCCCCGUGUCGCCCGGGCCCCGCGCGCGGCCGCCGUCGAUGAUGAUGGACGUGGACGGGGACGGGGACCCGUUCCGAAGGAUGCCGAGCCCGGUGGUGGCGCCGCUGAGGAGCGGGUCGUCGCUCGGCGCGCGCGCGGAAUGCGGGGCGGGCCCAGAGGCGACUUCGCCGGUGGCGACGGUCGAGGUGUUGCGAGCGAGGACGCUGGAGGAAAAGGCAAAGCCCGAGAAGGGUGGCGCGGGCGGAGGUGCCAGGGCACAUAAGGAGAUGGUGACGGGACUGAAGACUGAGAUCCAGAUGCUGAUCCAGGAGGUAAGGGCGCUGAAGAGCGACCAGGACGUCCUGGACAGGGAGCGCGAGAAAAAGUACGGGAUUGGGUCGGGGAUGUGA
Molecule: messenger RNA, 1500 nt
Organism: Epithele typhae
Lineage: Eukaryota; Fungi; Basidiomycota; Agaricomycetes; Polyporales; Epitheliaceae
Exons: 5
Coding region: 1-1500 (499 amino acids)
Source: RefSeq, a predicted model, not a curated record